AGGGCACGCAGAAGGGGCUAAGUCUUGAUGUUGAGAUUGCCUGUGAAAUGAUAGAAGAGGGGCUGUUGUGGAGAGGGUAGCAAGCAAGGUAGUUUAUCUUUGAAGGAACUAUUUUAGAGAGACUGAAGAACAACAGGGUAAAUAUUUGGGGGAUGCAAAAAUACUUGGAAGGAAAACUCUGACUUAAGAGUAUGGUGAUAGGAAGUGAAGAUGCCUAAGCAGACUCCGGAGAUACUGAAAGAUGGCUUGAUAGUGGAAAACAUGCAUGAUCUUCCUUACACGACUUCUGUUGGGCCAGAAAUAACAGCAGCAAUGACAGUCAUUAGUGCUGCAGUGAAGCAAACCUGCCCACAGCUCCCAUUGGGUAUCCAGAUUCUGUGUUCUGCAAAUCAACAGGCUGUAGCAGUGGCUCUUGCUGCAGGUCUCGAUUUUAUCCGAGCUGAAGGGUUUGUUUUUUCUCAUGUUGCUGAUGAGGGGAUAAUAAAUGCCUGUGCAGGUGACCUGCUAAGAUACAGAAAACAAAUUGGAGCAGAGCACAUUCAGAUCUUUGCAGAUAUUAAAAAAAAACACAGUGCUCACGCUCUGACAGCAGAUGUCAGUGUAUCUGAGACUGCCAAGGCUGCUGAGCUCUUCCUUGCUGAUGGGAUUGUAUUGACUGGAACAGCCACUGGAAUGCCGGCAGAUCCUGAAGAACUGAAAGAGGUUGAACAAGCUGUGAAGAUUCCAGUGUUGAUUGGGUCUGGAGUCACUCUGGAGAAUGUGAGGAAUUACCUGGAUGCAAAUGCCUUAAUAAUUGGUUCGUAUUUCAAGAAAGCUGGUUACUGGGCAAAUACUGUUGAUCCUGACAGAGUAAAACAAUUUAUGGAUCACAUAAGUAAACUGAGAGAAUGAUUUUUUUCAGCAAAUAACAUUGCAUGUGUACAUGUGGAAUAUGAUAUACCAUGGACAACUAAUGCAUUCCAUGUGCACAUGAAAUGGAUAAUAUAAUAUUAAAUUUAAAAAAGCCUGUAAUCUACUUGGCUGGUCAGUAAGCCAGGUGGGACUUUAAAAUAAAUGAGCGUUCUGGAAUUUAUUUACAGAAGGCAUAUUUCUUUAUCCCUCAAUUCCAUGUGCCAAUACAAGGCUAAAACUGAAGGUUUGAAUAAUAUGUUCUUAACUGCAAUAUAAGAAUUUAGCUCAAAAAUCAACUUUAAUGUUAAUCGUAGGAUGAAAUGAGAUUUUUUUUUCAUGUAUAGAAUAUGAUUCUGUACACGGGACGCCCUAAGAUUACAGCCAACAGCACUGUAAAUUGGAUGAGAAAUUAUCUGUUUCCCCAUCUGUAAAAUGGCAGUGAUACUGUCACCUCACAGGGGUAAGAUAUACCGUGUAAAUGUUUGUAAAGCAUUGUCAUCUCUUCAAAUCAAAGGCUUUGUAAAAUUCUAGAACAUCAUACAUUUUUAGGAGAACAAUGUAUUUCUCAAAAUACAGUCGAAUUCUAUGCCAUAAUUAAGAGGUUCAAGAUUUUGGGAAAGUGAUUUACUCACAAUAUUUGCUGAAGAAUAAAAUGAAAAUAUUUAAUUGCA
This is a messenger RNA of Alligator mississippiensis (American alligator), 1562 nucleotides long. RefSeq lists its product as uncharacterized. NCBI's taxonomy places the organism in Eukaryota, Metazoa, Chordata, Crocodylia, Alligatoridae. The record is from RefSeq and is a predicted model, not a curated record. The coding region runs from base 211 to 891 and encodes 226 amino acids. The transcript has 5 exons.